AUGGAGGAUGUCGAAAAUACGUUGGAUGUGGCCGCUGCAUUGCUUGAGAAAUUGGAAUUAGAGAAUGCACAGGCUCGAUCAGUUGCUGGAGCUUUAACAUCGCAUCAAUUAUCGUUGGACAUUAAAGUGGAAGGAUUAACGAUAACAUUCUAUGGCAAAGAAAUUGUUACCGAUACCAAGCUUGAAUUAAAUAUGGGUCGUCGCUAUGGCUUAAUUGGUCUUAACGGCAGUGCUAUAUUUCGUCGGGAAUUGCCGAUUCCUGAUCAUAUUGAUAUGUUCCUGGUGUCCAGAGAAAUGGCAGCUAGUUAUGAUUCAGCGUUGAAGCUGAAAAUUAUAGAAAGUCAAGAAAAAUUGUUGGAUAUUUAUGAUCGAUUGGAAGAGAUGGAUGCUGAUAAAGCUGAAGUUAAAGCAGCUGAAAUUUUGCACGGUUUAGGAUUCACCCGCUCAAUGAUGCUUAAAAAAUGUGCUGAUUUUUCUGGAGGUUGGCGUAUGCGAAUUGCUCUUGCACGAGCGCUUUAUCUGAAACCGUCCUUGCUAUUGUUAGAUGAACCUACAAAUCAUCUUGAUUUAGAAGCUUGCGUUUGGCUUGAAGAAGAACUCUCUAGGUAUAAACGAACGUUACUGAUUGUAUCACAUUCACAGGAUUUUAUGAAUGGAGUUUGUACAAAUAUAAUUCACUUAUUCCAGAAUAAACUGAAUUAUUACGGGGGUAAUUAUGAUACUUAUGUUAGAACUCGCACGGAAUUAUUAGAAAAUCAAAUGAAACGGUAUAAAUGGGAACAAGACCAGUUGGCUGAUAUGAAGGAUUACAUCGCGAGGUUUGGUCAUGGUAGUGCGAAAUUGGCUAGGCAAGCUCAGAGUAAGGAAAAAACGAUGGCCAAGAUGAUUGCUGGUGGAUUGACGGAGAAAGUAGUCGUUGAAAAGGUAAAGCCAUUCUAUUUCUUCGAUCCAGGCCCAAUUCCUCCACCAGUUAUUAUGGUUCAGCAUGUUGAAUUUCGUUAUAAGCCAGAUUCGCCUUUAAUCUACAAAGAUCUGGAUUUUGGAAUUGAUCUAGAUGCGCGUAUAGCACUGGUUGGUCCUAAUGGUGCUGGCAAAUCGACUUUGUUGAAGCUGCUUACGAAUGAGGUUAUGCCAACAAAUGGUCUAAUCAGGCGUCAUUCCCACUGCAAAAUUGGUAGAUAUCAUCAGCAUUUGCAUGAAGAGUUGCCACUGGAAAAAUCAGCCUUGGAAUUCAUGAUGUUAUCCUUUCCUGAUGUGCGAGAAAAAGAAGAAAUGCGAAAGAUAAUUGGUAGAUACGGUUUAUCUGGCAGAGAACAAAUAUGUCCAAUGAAACAGUUGUCUGAUGGGCAACGAUGUCGUGUAUCCUUCGCUUGGUUGGCCUGGCAGCAGCCUCAUCUCUUACUUCUUGAUGAACCAACAAAUCACCUCGAUAUGGAUAGUAUUGAUGCACUCGCAGAUGCCAUUAAUUGCUUUGAAGGAGGAUUGAUAUUGGUAUCACACGAUUUUCGUCUCGUUCAUCAAGUGGCUGAAGAAAUUUGGAUCUGCAAUAAUCAAACAGUGACAAAAUGGGAUGGUGAUAUUUAUUCUUACAAAGAAUAUUUACGGAGCUCAAUUGAUAAGAGUCGUAAAAAAAUGAUCGAACGUUAA
Molecule: messenger RNA, 1647 nt
Organism: Dracunculus medinensis (Guinea worm)
Lineage: Eukaryota; Metazoa; Nematoda; Chromadorea; Rhabditida; Dracunculidae
Source: the annotation of a GenBank genome assembly